Microplitis demolitor is the source of this 1000-nucleotide messenger RNA. RefSeq names its product ubiquitin thioesterase otubain-like. The transcript is spliced from 5 exons. The coding region runs from base 128 to 913 and encodes 261 amino acids. Lineage: Eukaryota; Metazoa; Arthropoda; Insecta; Hymenoptera; Braconidae. Gene Ontology annotation, biological process: protein K48-linked deubiquitination. The record is from RefSeq and is a predicted model, not a curated record. Gene Ontology annotation, molecular function: ubiquitin binding; cysteine-type deubiquitinase activity. Gene Ontology annotation, cellular component: nucleus.
GAGGUCUUUCAGUGGCCGCGACCCGCAACACCACCAAAAUACGGCCCUUAGACAAGAGGAUCAAACAGUGACACUGAAAAUUUAUGAUAUGAAUAAAUAUAAGCAUAUAAAAAGAGUACUCUGAAUCAUGGAAGACGCGACACCUGCACCAACUGAACACACGGUUAAUCAAGAUGAACUUAUCCUUCAGCAGCAACGGAGUAUAGAGAAAGAGAUAUCUGAAUCAAUACCGCUGAUUGGAGAAAAAGAAACAUUAAAGGGUCUUGAACGUGAGUAUGAAGAAGAUCAGGUUUAUUUGUCGAAAGCUAGAGUCUUGGGAGAAAAAUAUUCAUUUAUAAGACGUACCAGGCCUGAUGGCAACUGUUUUUUUCGGGCAUUCAGUUAUGCUUACCUCGAAAGACUGAUCAAUAAUAAAGAUGAGUAUGAAAAGUUCAGGGAGCUUGCCCUUAAAAGUAAAGACAAUUUAGUUGCUUUAGGAUUUCCUAAAUUCACUGUCGAGGACUUUCAUGAUACAUUUAUGGAAGUUAUUGAUAAAGUUGGUGGUGAUUCUGAAACCAGUCAUGCAGAGUUACAUAAAUUUUUUAAUGAACAAGGAUACUCUGAUUACAUUGUUGUAUAUCUUAGAUUAAUAACUUCUGGUCAGUUGCAAAAGGAGGCGGACUUUUAUCAAAAUUUUAUUGAAGGUGGCCGAACGGUUACUGAAUUUUGUCAUCAGGAAGUGGAACCAAUGUACAAAGAGUCUGACCACAUCCAUAUAAUAGCGAUGAGCACGGCAUUAAACACCGGAGUCAGAGUUAAAUAUAUGGAUCGUGGUGCAGGGACAGAAAUUGUAGCCCAUGAUUUUCCAGAAGGUUCAACGCCAUCAGUUCACUUAUUAUAUCGACCUGGUCACUAUGACAUUCUAUAUCCCUGAUAAUGAUAUUGAUAUUAAUAAUAAUAAUGAUUUAUUACUACUGCUUAAUGUAAUCAAUUUUUAACAUAAACCCGUUUUUUGCGAUAA